GUUCACACCGGAAGUGAGUGUUCCUGAGGGUGACAGGAGGACAGCAGGAGUUGGCUCGUGGUGCUGAUGUUGUUAUUUAAGGAGCAUCUCUUCCUCUUACAGACUGACAGCUGCUUUAACGCUGUACAAACACUCGUCCGGCUUGAACACGUGUCGUGGGAUUAGUUCGUUGUGGCACUUUAGUGAAAACUGAUCAUUUUCAUCACGUUUAUUUAAAGUCGUCACGGUGUUAGCCAUAAACAUGCUAAUGACAUUGAGCUAAGUGUCUAACAGGGAGCGAGUCCAUGUCAGUCUAAUUACAGAUAGUGAACGCUGUUCAGGUAACACAGAGUCAUCAUCAUCAUCACAGUCAUGUUUAGUGUAUGAUUGAUUACAGUCACACACAUAGACGGUCGUAGGUUGUUCCAUCGGACUGAGUCUGCGCACUGUGGAGGAUGAACACGCCGCUCGGGAGGAACGGGCUGAUCGGGCUGGCUGUCGGAGCCACCGCCGGAUUGGGACUGAUCGCCUUCCUCAUUUACAAGGAGAUCAGCCGGAGGAAGUCCCAGAGCCUGGUGCAGGAGGCCAGGACAGCUCCCCGCCUGCUGGAGGGGGUAGACGGGGCCGCUCUUCUGCUGGAGGCGCUGGAUCCUCAGGAAGCGGAGGCCCAGCAGGAGGCUCUGGCAGCGGUGGAGGCGGUGGUGCAGGGUCUGUCCCCGGAGCAGCAGGUGGAGCUGAGGAACCAGCUGGACCAGGUGCUGAACUGUGUGUCCUCGCUGCGCUCAGAGGUGGCUGAGCUCAGGGGCGGCCUGCAGGACAUAGCGGUGCAGAUCAUCCAGGACGUCAAAAAAGGAGUUGAGGACAGCCAGAGGGUGCGACGGCGACGCCAUGUUGUCCACAGGGAGCGCACCGACUCCGCCAGCUCCAGCUCCAUCUACUUUACUGCUAGCCAGGGAGCAACCAGCAACUACGAAGAGACCAGCGAAGGAGGCUACUCCACGGCGUAUGCUGAGUCAGACUACACAGACCGGGACACAGACAAGGAGGAGCCUGAACCGGAACCUGAGCAGGAGUCUGAGGAAGAGGAGGACAAGAGCUGCGCCACCGUGCUCACCCUCCGCCAGGAAGACUCCCAGGAAGAGGAGAGAGGGUUAGAGGAGGAGGAGGAGGAUGAAGGAGAGGAUGAUGAAGGAGAGGAGGAGAGGCAGACUCAUGCUCUGACAGAUGUCCCUAGUGGAGAGCUGGCUCUCCUGCUGGCUCAGAGCGACAUCCUCCACACGGGAGACGCACGUCUGAAGGCUGAAGGUUUUCAACUGCUGCUGGACAACAGAGCCGAGCACGGAGAGAGCAGGGAGUUUUUAUGGCGCCUGGCUCGAGCUUACAGUGACAUGUACGAGUCCACGGAGGACAAACAGGAGAAGAAGAACUACGCACAGCAAGGUCGACAGGAGGCAGAGUCGGCUCUGAAGAAGAACGGCCUGAACGCAGAGUGUCACAAAUGGCUGGCUGUGCUGACAGGACUGACCUCCCAGCAUGAGAGCAUGCACAGCAAACUGAAGAGCAGCCACAUUUUAAAGGAGCAUCUGGACCGAGCAAUCGCUCUCAGAGAUGAUGACCCCAUGUGUUUCUACCUGCUCGGCAGGUGGUGCUAUGAGGUAGCCACUCUGGACUGGUUGGAGAAGAAGGCGGCCGCUGCUCUCUAUCAGAGCCCUCCCACCUCCACACUGCAUGAUGCUCUGGAGAACUUCCUAAAGGCAGAGGAACUCAGCCCAGGAUUCUCCAAGACUGUGAGACUUUACAUCGCAAAGUGUCACCAGGAGCUUGGAAACAUCUCUGAGGCCACAAACUGGACCGAGCUGGCUCUGAAGAUGAACACCAACGAUGAUGAUGAUAAAGAAACGUCUAAACUGGAGUCUCAGCUCCUACUCCUAACCAACAGAAAAAUCUGACCUCAUUUAUCCGCUGAGAUCCAGCCGACGGCUCUGAUUGGCUCGUCGGCCUUCUGAUCAUCCAAUCAGACGUGCUCUUCACAUUCUUUCUUUCUCCCUCUCUCACUGGUGGAUAUUUAUGUCACACUGUCACUGUGAAACGAUGUAGAGUUUAUUGAUGUCUAUUUAUUUUUUUCAAACUGAAUCACUUUAACAGAGUAAUAUUUAUUGUAACGUUCACGGUAUUUAUUCUAUUCUUUGAUGCUUUUUUUUAACAUUUUGUUUGCCUUUUGAACCAAUAACACAUAAUCACCUUAAUUUACCUGAGUUUAAAGGAACAGUUCACCUAAAUAACAGACAUAAGAACAAACGUUUGGUGUUUUACUUGUCAACGGAAGCUCAGAGAGAAAGUCUUAGAAUCAGGACCAAUGAGAGAUUCACAGACGGACUUUUAUUUUUUAUUGGAUUAUCUUUAUUCUUCUAGUAAAAACAUCAGGACGUACUGGAUCCAAAGCUUGUAAACUCGGGUCGGGAUGCAACAAAUGAAGUUAAUUUCUUGGGUAAUAAAAGGGAGUUGUUGUUCAACACGCAGGGAGAUGUACUGAGGCUGUGCGGUGAGAACACUGAGCUGCAGUUUGAUCAGGGACGUUUUUAAAAGCUUUAAGAGAAACAGAAAAAAACUAGAAAUAAAUCUGAUGACCUUUAUCUUCGUGGACUGAAGGUUUGUCUGAUCUGUUCAGCUGCUCAUGUUUGAUGUGUGUGUGUGUGUGUGUUGUGGAGAUGUAAUGAUUCUGUGGUAUUCUGGUCUUAAUUAUUUUGAUGAAUGACCCUUUAAGAGUAAGGUAAAGCAGCUGGACUGGAUCACAGACUUUGUCGUGUGGAGUAGUCCGUUGGUGUGAUUUAAAAAUCUUUUUCUUUAAGGUAUUUUCUGCCUUUGAAUUUUGAGUCUUUUUUUUGAUGUGAAAGUGAAGUUUUUUUUGUAUAUUUAUUCUUCUGUUGGGAGUUAAUUUUUCUGACUGCUGUCUCUGAUAUGUUUAAUAUCCUUAAUAUUCUGACCCCAUCAUGAAGAGUUAAAAUGCACUCUACUGACGCCUCAUUAACACUGAAUAAAGCUCUUGUUUUGUAUCAUU
This is a messenger RNA of Notolabrus celidotus (New Zealand spotty), 3037 nucleotides long. RefSeq names its product regulator of microtubule dynamics 3 (gene rmdn3). Gene Ontology annotation, molecular function: microtubule binding. Bases 435 to 1928 code for a protein of 497 amino acids. The record is from RefSeq and is a predicted model, not a curated record. Gene Ontology annotation, cellular component: mitotic spindle pole; spindle microtubule; cytoplasm. The transcript has 12 exons. Lineage: Eukaryota; Metazoa; Chordata; Actinopteri; Labriformes; Labridae.